Conger conger (European conger) is the source of this 6083-nucleotide messenger RNA. Its product is annotated as serine/threonine-protein kinase SBK1-like. Gene Ontology annotation, biological process: peptidyl-serine phosphorylation; peptidyl-threonine phosphorylation. Gene Ontology annotation, molecular function: protein serine/threonine kinase activity; ATP binding. The record is from RefSeq and is a predicted model, not a curated record. NCBI's taxonomy places the organism in Eukaryota, Metazoa, Chordata, Actinopteri, Anguilliformes, Congridae. The transcript is spliced from 4 exons. The coding region runs from base 558 to 1742 and encodes 394 amino acids.
AUUAAUAUUCUUCAUCAAUCACAGCACGCUGCGUUGAUGGCACACUGAUUCACAGGUCCUGUACCACGGGCAUACGCACCAUUCAUUGCGCAGUGAGUGAGGCCGGGGUAAUCUGUAUGGAGACAGUGGAUCGCUCCUAGCCGGGUUGGGCACGCGACAGCCCCGGUCUGUGCCGCGAUUGGACACUGACUGUAGUGGGCUGGAUUCUUCUCAUCCUCCCUCUUCCCCUCUCACAUGCAGGAGAGACAGGGAGACAAAAGGGUACCGUACGGAGGUCUGACAGUGGCACCAACAGCUACAGAGACUGGCUACUUUACGAGGUGAAACUACGCUCGACUGAGCCUGCAGUAUCAAUAAAAGAAUCGGCACAACGGAACCGGAGACCUAAAGAAUUAUCUUUGGAUCACAACGUUUAUACAUUCAAUUUAAUAUGUAAAUUUAGCAUCCCGAAUGAAGAAACAAUAAAAGAUUCCUGCAUGCAUUGUGAAUCGAAAGUCAGGGUUGCCGGUUGAUCGCCCUCCUCAGCCCCGCGCCCCACGCCCCGCGCCCUCGGCAGAAUGAGCGCCUCCCCCGUGGCCUCCCGCCCCUCGGUCGACAUCCUGGAGGAGCUUCAGCUCAUCGCUGCCCAGAACCUGGAGAAGCUGGAGAUCAACAAAUACUACGAUGUCAUUCAGGAGCUGGGCAAGGGCACCUACGGCAAGGUGGACCUGGUGGUCCAUAAGAUCAGAGGUACUAAAAUGGCGCUGAAGUUCCUCCGAAAGAAAACGACCAAGCUUAGGAGCUUCCUCCGUGAAUACAGUGUCUCCCUGUACCUGUCUCCCUGCCCAUUCAUUAUCAACAUGUACGGCAUUGCCUUCGAGACCGACGAAUACUACAUCUUUGCACAGGAGUACGCCCCAGCCGGGGACCUCUUCGAUAUCAUCCCCCCACAGGUGGGGCUGCCGGAGACGGUGGCCAAGCGGUGCGUCCACCAGGUGACCAUCGCCCUGGACUACCUGCACUGCAAGAAGCUGGUGCACCGCGACAUCAAGCCCGAGAACGUGCUCCUGUUCGACCGCGAGUGCCGCAAGGUGAAGCUGUCGGACUUCGGCAUGACGCGGCGGGCGGGCUCCCCGGUGAAGCGCGUGAGCGGCACUAUCCCCUACACGGCCCCGGAGCUGUGCGACGCCUCGCGGAGGGAGGGCUUCUGCGUGGACUACAGCACGGACGUGUGGGCCUUCGGCGUGCUGCUCUUCUGCAUGCUGACGGGAAACUUCCCCUGGGAGAAGGCCCUGCCGUCCGACGGCUUCUACGAGGAGUUCGUGCGCUGGCAGCGGCGGCGGGGCGGGGCCGUGCCCUCCCAGUGGCGGCGCUUCUCGGACGAGGCGCUGCGCAUGUUCCGGAAGCUCCUCUCCCUGGACCCGCUGCGCCGCUGCGCGGUGAAGGAGGUGUUCGCGCACCUGGGCCACGGCUGGAUGCUGGACGGAGAGGGAGCGGCCGCCUGCUCCGCCGAGCUCAGCCCCGCCUCUUCCUCCUCGUCCUCCUCCUCGUCCUCCUCCUGCGAAGAGGACGUGCUGGUGGACCGCAUGAAGCAGCAGACCCUCUCGCCCGUGUGCGGCGCGGCGCAGGCCGGCGUUGUCGUCAUGGACGCCGUGCCCUCCCACUUCGCCCCGGUGUCCACAAACAGCUACGAGCGAGUCUCCCGUGACAACACCAGCGGUGGGCGCAUCCUCGUGACCACGCCGAUUGAGAUCUGCGUGUAGGGGUGGCCAUUCUCCUUGUGAACCGAACAACUCCCCCCCCCUCCACUGCGUAUAUACACACACUAUUGGGCACACACACAAAUAAACAUGAAUGCACACUCUCACACACUUGCACUCUCGCUAACAAACAAACAUAGUUGAAUACGGUUCUUAUUUUAUUUUCCAAGCGGGAUUAAAAGAAGAUUAUCGCAUUUCAUUUUGGGGGAAAAAAAGGUAAUGCAAAUGAAUUCGCGAUCGCCAACUCAUUUGUUUUUAACUGCUGAUUCCCAGUGUUCUGAGUCACAGGGAAUUCUUCUGGAAGGUCUGGUUUGACUUUCAUGAUUCCCAAAAGCAUUCCUGAUGAUGACGUGGUCUGAGGGAGGUAGUCAGUCAGUUCUAGGUGUGUCAGCAGACCGAACACUAAACCAAUGACAGAAGGAAAACGUGUCCAGAUAAUGUGUUGCACCAUUCCCGAUGGAAGGUCGAUCCAUAGGUUGUUUCUUAAAGCAAUACCUUCAAUGUUUUCUCUGCAAAAAAAGGUGGAAGGAGGUUCAGACGUGUCCAGGUAUUCAGUGGCAUCAGUGUGGAGGGAAAGUAUGACUUUUAUUUCUAAAGCUGGCAGAAAUGCAGCACUUUAAAAAAAGAAGACAGACUAACAUGUUUCUUGAAGAAAAAAGAAAAAAAAUCAUAUUGUGCCGUUUACUGUACUGAAAUGUGAACAAUGGCACUAUGAUGUGCCUGUAUGUAAGUAUACUGUGUGUUCAAAUGGAGGUUUCACCAAUGUGCGAGGCCAAGUCUUAAUUUCAUCUUUCUGGUUUAUGUUAAUUAUUUGAAUCUUGAAUUCUCGGAAAUAUAUUUUUGCUAUUUGUUGUAAAUUGAUGUUAGAUGAUUUUUUUGAUACUUUGGUUCGCUAAAUCUGAUGGGUGUGCUUACCAGAUGAAUCAAGUGGGCACGGAUCAAUGUUAAUUUUUUACGAAUAAUUUAAGUCAUCAUGCUCGUAUUUCUGAAUGGAAACGGUGUCAGAAAGCACCCGGGACAGUGACCAUUGACUGCGGUGACCAGCAGUUAUCUAGGACUAUAACCAUAUUGUUUUUUUGUACAGUGGUUCUUCAUCUCAGUUGGAUUCUCUUUUUGAUCCACAGUAUGAACCCAAGCUUUGUUUAAUGGGACAGUGAACAUACCUCCAUUUACAUUCCUGGCAUAACAACCAUUAUAUUCUAUAACUCCUAAUAUAUAACUCCUCAGCCAUGCUGCUGAGAUAUGAGUUUCGGGAAGUUUCUUGUCAUUUCACCCAGACUGUUGCCCUGAAGAUUAAUGGGAAUGAGUGAACUUGGGUCAAAGGAGACCGGAACCUUUGAAUAUGAGCUGGAGUAAUUAUAGUCCCAAAACUAAUGUUAUAAAAUAAUUAUUCAGCCACUCUGUAAACCAACAAACUGCCUGUCUUCAUUAUUUAUUCAGUGAUGAUCAUCAUGGUUAAAAUGGUGGGUAAUUAUAAUACUUCUAAUGUACAACAUUGUGUCAGUUGAUGUGGUUUAACCACAAUCAUUGCACACAGUAAAUGCAGAGGUAUUGUGUUGGAAUAUUACUGAUUUAACAAAAUGUGGAACAGUAGUCAUAUCAAUUGUAAUGUGGGGACUUGUCUAAUAUUCCAUCCAAGCAGCUUGAUUAGGACUUCAUUCAAGACCAAAUGAAUUAUCUGCCAGUUGACACUCUUUGUCCUGGUGUCUUUCUAUCAUAAUGAUACCAGCUGGUGCUUGGAAACUGAUGUCAAUUUCAGUGUAAAACCAGUAUGCUAAAUUCAACCGAUACUUAUUAAAACAUACAUCCAUUACAUGUGAAUCAAAAACAGAGCUACAGUGUUAUGUUUUUCUUGAUUUUUGUAGACACAAUCCGAUGAUCGGCCACUCUGUGGUAAUUAUAAUUGUGUAUAUUGUGUUUACAAAAAGAAAAGAAAAACAUUGAAGAUGUUUAAGGGCAUUUAAAAAAAAAAAUUGCAUGGAGCUAUAAACCACCAUCUUCUUAAAUGUAAAUGAAAGUGGCGCGCUUGCAUAUAAGUUGCUGUGUGGUGAAAUUUUGCUAUUGCACAGUUUCUUGUGGAAUAUUCCAGAGAAUGGAUCGUCUCCAUGGUUUCUGGAAAUAAUCUACAGUAGGGCUAAAACAAAUUCAAUUGUGUACUCUAUUUGUACUGUAUAUGUUGUAGUUGUUUUAUUACAAAGUCUGACAUAAUCAAGAGGUCCUAUGAGCUAUUGCUCAUUGCAUGGGGGAUGCAGCCUGCAUUUGACUGAUGAUUAUCUCUGAGAUAGAGGGACUUAAUAUCGUCAGACGUGGUAAUAAAAUGUUCCUUUCUCCUCAUUUGGUUGAUGGAAUUUACCUUUUGAGAAAAACCUCCACGAUGAAAAAAUUUGAAAAUGUGUGAAGAACAACCAAACAUUGUCUUCAUUGAAAAAAAAAAAUCUGAAAAAAAAAAUCUAUGUAUUUGGGCAAAAAAAAUGAGUGAGAGGUAUUUUGUAUUAGACUGUCUUUGUGUGUUGUGUUUUGUAGAAAUGAUUGCAUGAAUUUAACAAUAUUGUCAUGGAAAUAAUGACGUCCUUUUGUGCAGGAAGCGCAGCAUCUUUUGCCAUGCAGAAUCAUCACAACACAAUCGCAUUUAUAUUUCCCAUGUCUUCCUCAAUGCUAGUAAACUCAUAUUAUGACAUACCUUUGCACUUGCUCAGUGACUUCAGAGUGCAACCAACGUUCCAGUCCUUAAGUAUAGAUAUCCACUGCAUAUCACACUAUCUAUAGGGCCAACUGUUUGUCUCCACCAUGUGAUCUGCAGGGAUUUAAACUUGUUUUUCAGUGGUUGUUCUCCACAGGUCCCCAUAGGACCUCUGAAGGCACAGUCGAGUGACUAACUGUGCAGCUGAUUUUCUAAUUAAGACAUUCAUAAAAACAUUUAGUUGAUCCAGGAAGGAAAGUGAACAUGGAUUUAAAUGCUAUGAUAAACAGUGGUCUUCACUCCUGGUCACAGAGAGCCACAGGGUCUGCCGGCUUUUGUUAUCGUUCAGAACUUCAGUAGCACUGCAGUUGAUUCAUUAAUGCAGUUUAUUACAUAGUUAACGCCGGUAGGCUGGGUUCUUGGGUCUGAAUCAAUCGCUGAUCUAAAGAAAACUAAAACGGCAGACUCAGUGGCUCUCCAGGACCAGGAUUGAGGAUUGAGUAUCACUGCUGUAAAGAGAUGCGUCAGUAUGAAGCAGGGGAGUCAAAUGUUAUCCUAAAAGGGCAGGUGUGGCUGCGGGCUUUCCUUUUAGCCCAGCACAAAAACACCUCAUUCUAUGUAAAAGUCUUGAUUGAAGACCAUGAUUAGUUAAUGAGUUGAAUCAUGAAUUUGUUUUAUGUAACUUUUCUUGGACAAGUUAAACGUUAUAUAACCGCUCUCAUUUUUUUUAACGUGGGUAUUUCCUACUGCUUCUAACAAAAUCAUGUCCCUGGGCAAAAAAACAAAUACUGCAGCAUGUCCACAGUAGUAAGUCAUCAAAUAGAAUUUAACAUCAUCUGUGUGUAAUUAGUGCCAAGUACUUUAUCAAUUUAAGAUUAUUGAGGUGGUGCAAAUGGGAGAACUGUUUGAGAAGGGGCUUGACAAAUCGGCUAUCGCAACCUUCCAGCUGGCUGUGGUCUGAAGAGCAAUGCAAGGAAACAAGGGGAGACAAACUGGUGGUACAAAAGUUUCUUCAAACAUUCAUGGUCCCAGUGCUGAAAUGAGAUUUCUUGUCCCAUCUUCAUGUGACAUUUCGAUGCUGCUGCUGCGUUUUCUUUCUUUCUGUGGAGUUCUAACUAGAAGAAAAACACGACGGUAGAAUUUGUCCAACUCAGCCGUAGCAAUACAGUCUUCCUCGGAAGCUACUUCUUUCAUUGAUUGAAAAUAAAGAUAAAGGAUGUUAAAGCUAAAUUAUGGAUGUCUUGCUUUAAUUGUUUUCUGUUAGCUGCCAAACCGAGUAAUGGAUAUUAAAGUGUGGCUGACGGACAGACAUAUAUUUACUGUGCGAAGCCAGAAGUAAAGAAGCCAUGUAAAAAAAAAAAAAACAGGAGUUGCUUGGCUUCAGUUUGAAACACAUGAUGAAAAAUACAGGCUUUUUCAACAUGCAACCUAUCUCCAUAGUUAUAUUUCAUAAGCUAGAAGUUUCGUUUCAUUCAUUAAUUUAAACAUGCUUGUGAAGUACUUAUGGUUUCUAAUACAACUGAAAGAAAAAAUAAGAAAUGUCAUAUUUUUGAACUAAAUUCAGCAUGUAAAAUUGGUUUCAUCCCUUUUUCAAAUGAACUAGAUUUUUCUUUGUAAAUGUUCAUUUAUUUAAAGGUUGUUGAAUAAACAAUUUCUUACAACCA